Molecule: messenger RNA, 12459 nt
Organism: Larimichthys crocea (large yellow croaker)
Lineage: Eukaryota; Metazoa; Chordata; Actinopteri; Sciaenidae
Gene: pkd1b
Product: polycystic kidney disease 1b
Exons: 41
Coding region: 1-12279 (4092 amino acids)
Biological process (GO): calcium ion transport
Cellular component (GO): plasma membrane
Molecular function (GO): monoatomic cation channel activity; protein binding
Source: RefSeq, a predicted model, not a curated record
AUGACAGGUACACGUGCAUCACCAAAGCAGGGACUGUGGAUUCUUUGUGUGGUUUUGAUGACUGCAGCUGGAGAGGACAUUCCUUGUCCAAAAGGUAGUCGGAUCGACCUGAGUAGCUGGCGAUGCUAUUGGCUCUCUGAGAUGACGUCUUCAUGGUCUGAGGCACAGGAUUCAUGCGGAGAGACUCAGGGAGGAGAGCUGGCAUCAGCUGACAGCCUGGAGCUGCAAAACUUCAUCCAUUACUCUUUUCCAGUAAAAAACACUGUGUGGGUAUGGCUGAAGGGAUCAGGGGGAGAAGGGUCUGACCAGGUUGGUUUAGUGGAACAAGUAAGUCCUGCAUGGUGGACCGGAGGUAGUGAAAGUCAAGGAGUGUGUACUCAGAUGACCUUGGGGACACAGGGGCGUUGGAGGAAGGCUCAGUGUGCUGGACAAUACUUGUUCCUCUGUGAAAAAGACAUAACCGAAUCUUUACCAUCUGUGAACAGUUACCUGACUGGAUUGGUUCUCAUGACCGGCAUCUAUGCUCAGAUCCAGAUACACCCCUUUCCUAAUGUCCCAGACACUGGACAACUUACAGUGGAGAUGCAGCUGUUCCCAGGGGUGUGGUUCAGUCAUGCAGGUCAAUUGGAAUCAGUGGAGCUGGUGGUACAGCCCAGCCCAGUGUCCUCUCUGGCCCGUGUCCAGAUCCUAAGACCAUACUGCAACCCAAACCACCACUUGGUACCUCCAGGUUGCAGUUCUCUCCUUAAUCCCUUCAGCUGCUGCUCAGCACUACCGCUAUGUAACACCACAGGGGGCUGCAGCAUGGGCCAGUACUGGUGCCACCUGAUGGAGGCUUGUGUGCGCACCACCAGUCCCUGCAGCCCCUACGACUCUGCAGUAGGGGGCCGCGGCUUUGCUUUACCUCCCCGAUACCUUGCAACACCACCCUUCUACCACCUGGUGGCAGACAUGCCACUGAGAACAAACCCUAGCUCUGAACUACAAACUAUCAGCCUACUUCUUCCAGAUCGAGCGAUCAUGGUGUACCCCGAUGAUAUUGUGGCUAUACAACAUAAUCGCGACUCGGGAACCUUCCUACGUUGCCUUAACAGUGAAGCCUCUCUAAACUCUCCUUGGCGCCAGAGUUACAUGUCCUUUAGGAAGGCGGAGUGGGGAGGCUGGUGGGAGGGAGGCCUGUCCUCACUGCCCCAAGGAGGACAGUGGGUGGACGGGGUGGUGUGUGAUCUGAGAAUGCUGUAUGUGGACAAUCUUAACAGAGGUACAGAGCAUGAUGAUAACUUUGGCUUCACCCGCAGAGAGACAACCACAGCAUUGGAUAUUUGGGCCUUGACAAGUUUGAGAUCUAAAUUUGGGCUUAGUGUCAUCCACCCCAUGCCAGAUGAAAAGAACCAGAUUCAUGUCCAAAUCAACAUCCCAACACUCAUUGUUGUCAAGGUCCUGUCUGGACAGAAAGCCCGGAGCUCAUGGUCAGCCCCAGUUCUUCAGACUGGUGUCCCUUUUCUUCCAUAUUGCCCUGAAGCGAUAGCUCAGUCUUGGCCUGGCUGUAGGGGACAAUCCCAUGAUGACUGGUUCUCCUCUGUAACUCUUGUGUUGCCUUCAGUGGGGGUUAAAACCCUGAACAUCACUGUGAUGGAUUCAGUAAACUCUCAGAGUGUGAAUCUGAGGGUUUGUGGCUAUGAAGCUGUGACAGGGCUUAGUGUUGAGCCACAUGGAUGUCUGAGGAUGCUCAUUGAAACUCCACAGUCAUUUAUAGCCAAAGUGGAGAGUGGUUCCUCAGUCAAAUUUACAUGGGUGAUAGACAACUUGGAGAAGUUUGCCCAUGAAGGAGAAUCUUACAGUGUAGUGUUCAAGAAGCAUGCUGAAUAUAAGCUCAAGAGCCAGCAAAUCCACCCAACUGCUGAUGAAAUGACACCACUUUCUGCACCAGAGUUUCUGUUAAUCAGGGAGGUCAUAGCUGUGGAUGCUACACACCUCUACAUCAUCAGGGUGAAAGUGGACAUCUCCCUCCCAGUCACGUUCAGAUGGGAUUUUGGAGAUGGCAGUAGCAAGGUGAUCCACAACCAGUCAGCUCCAUGUCAGAUCAUGGAAGGGCUUAUGGAGAAAGGAGAGAAGGAAGCAUAUGUCCAGGACUCAGUAACCUAUACCUAUUCCAUCCCAGAUGACUACACGCUUCAUGUCCAAGUCUCUAACCAAUAUGACAACACUGAGACAUCUGUGAAGAUAACCGUCCGCCCUGAAUUAAAUCACCUUCUCAUUUCCUCUUCCCCUACCGUGCCCCUCAUCAAACAGACCCUCUUUCUGGAUGCCUCCACAGAGCCCUCCACCUAUGCUGUAGUCUACACAUGGGACUUCGGUGAUGGUUCUGAAGCUGUCCAAGGUUUUCAUCGUAAAGUCAGCCAUGACUUUGCAUCUGCAGGGGUCUAUAAUGUCACAGUGUGUGCGAACAAUACUCUUACAGCCCUGACUAGCUGGCUCAUGGUUGAAGUUAUGGAGACAAUCUCUGGAUUAACAGUCAGCUACAGUGGACCCAGUGAGCUAAGCUCUGCUACAGAUUUCAGAGCUAGAGUGGUUACUGGUACAAGUCUUUUGUGGAAUUUUGAUUUUGGUGAUGGGUCUAUACAGAGAAACCUUACAGAUGGUGCAAUCUCCCACAUCUACAAAUCGCAAGGGAACUACACAGUAGAUGUUACUGUCUCAAAUUCUGUCAGCCAGGGUCAUCAGUCUAUCAGUGUUGAGGUCUACAGAUUGGCUGUUAGUGGAGUUUUUCCUACAGAAUGUGUCAUGAGUGGAAGAGACAUCCAGUUUACUUCCCUGGUGAAUGGGAACAUAUCCAUUCUGACUUUCCAUUGGCUAUUUGGAGAUGGAUCCCCGUUGACUAUAGUGAGGGGGCAGUCAAGAGCCAUGCACAAAUUUCAAAGUCAUGGGAUUUUUCAUAUUAGUCUGACUGUGUUUAGUUCUGUUACAUAUGUUUCUUUUAAUACAAGCAUCUGUGUUGAAGCGGCAAUUACCAACAUAACAGUGCAGUCAUCAAAGGAAGUAGUGGCAGUAGGAGAAGAGGUAUGCUUUACAGCGUUAGUUUUCCCUGAGCAGAUGACAGCAUACCAAUUAAAGUGGUUUAGUAGGCUGUCUAGUCUCACUGCCAGGACAGAAAACACACAAAAGUGUUUUAUAUUUAAAGAAGAGGGUGUUGAAGAGGUAUCCGUAAUGGCAAGUAACAAGGUCAACAACCAAACAGCCAAAGCUAGUAUCACCAUUCAAAGCCCUGUAAGUAAGCUGUCUGUGGCACAUGAUAGUCAAAGUGACACACUGACGGUUAAUACAUUGGCAUCAUUUUGGGUUGCCAGUUGUACUGGCAGCGAUGUGUCAGUGCUGUGGGACUUUGGAGAUGGAUCUCCAGUAGAGCAGAAACAAAAUGUGUCACACGUCUUUACCUCGACUGGGCAGUUCACAGUCACCGUCACAGCAUUUAAUGCUGUUAGUCGUGAUUCUGUGAACCUUAAAGUGAAUGUUUUACUUCCUGUUUCAGACCUUUCACUUCACACCAACCAGCCUUAUGCUGUAGUUGGAGAAGAGAUUCUCAUCUCAGCGAUUAGCAGUGCUAUCAGUAGCACCAACUACUACUGGACUGUGGAAAAUAUGACAUCAACCAAACAGGGAAGUUAUCAGUUUAGAUUUGCUUUCCUGAAGCCAGGAGUAUAUCAAGUGAGGCUUAUAGCACAGAACUUGGUGAGUCGAAAGGAGGCAGCUAUUUUAAUUGAAGUCUUUGAAAGAAUAGAAGGUCUUCAGGUUGAAUGUCAGAGCCUGACAAACAUGAAAUAUGUACCAACCCAAGAGGAGUUGCUGUUUAUUGCUUUAAUCACUAAAGGCUCCAAUGUCACUUAUCACUGGCUUGCUACACUGAGUGGAAUAAAGCGACAAAUUCCUGGUGAUGGAAAGCUUUUUCAUAUGUUAGCUGAAACUCCUGGUAGGAUUUCUGUUCAUCUGAGAGCUUCUAACAAAUUGGGUGAGGCCACCAGCAUUAUUUCUUUAGUGGCAGUACAGCGUGUAACAAGUGCGCACAUUACUACACAAUCAAGCAUUGUAGCAUUAGGGAAGAUAGUGAAUAUUUCUGUAUCCAUGGCUGCUGGGUCAGACCUACAGUAUCUUUGGUAUGUCAGUAAUCUUUCACCUCUGCAGACACAUACACCCUUUCUUCUCCACACUUUUACAAGUUUGGGUCAUUGGUUUGUCAGAGUUUCAGUUAAAAAUGUCCUCAGCCACAGUAAUUUCACCAAAGAGUUUAUUGUUCAAGAGGAGGUCCAAGGGGUAGACUUUGAGAUUGAAGGAAAGACGCAUCCUUUUUAUAUCAUCACCGGUGCUGCUGUCUCACUACAUGGGCUUAUUCAGAAGGGCAGUGAUCUGUUCUGGAGCUGGAAAGUUAGAGGUGCCAAAGCUAUGCUUUUUAAUGCUACUGAUCGGACCUUCACCUUCACCUUUCCACAUGCAGGCAUCUACCAGGUAUCUUUGAAUGUCUCUAAUGGGAUAAAUUGGCAGAUGGCUUCACACAGUGUCACAGUCCAGGAUGCAAUCAAAGAUCUAAACCUGAAUAUCUCCAAGUCUUCUUUUUGCACUGAGGAACAAGUUACUUUUAUUCCAACAAUCUCCAGUGGAAGCAAUGCAAGCUUUGUUAUAAAAUUUAGAAAUAAAGACUGGAUUCAUAGUCAGGGCAUUCUCGAAGGGCGGUUCACCACAUCAAGCCUUCCAGCAGGGACGCUUAUAGUUAGUGUGAAAGCUUGGAACAAGGUCAGUAAUGAAGAGGUGUCUUCCACCUUUCUGGUCAUUGAGCAAAUUCAAGGUUUGCGACUUGUGAACUGUUGUUCUGCUGCUCUAGAGGCUCUGAAAGGAAUCAAAUUCAGAGCAGAAAUUCAAAGAGGAUUUUCAGUCAACUACACCUGGAUAUUUCAGUUGGUGGGGUUUGAACCCACAUGGCUCAUGGGACAGGAAGUGAUCUUUACUCCACCAGAGAGCGGUUCAUUGUCUGUUAGUGUGCUAGCCACCAAUGGACUCUGCUCUGAGACUGUAAAUGAUACCGCUACAGUUCAGUGGGCUGUUAAAAAGGUCAAGCUUGUCUGUCAUUCAGAAAGAAUAUUUGUUGGACAUGCUGUCACGUUUUCUGCAAAAGUGAAUGGAGGAAGCCACCUCAGAUGCCUCUGGGACUUUGGAGACUCCACUGAAGCAUUUGUGACAGACUUAAACACAGUCAAUCAUACUUAUUAUAUUCCUGGGAAGUAUAGUGUUAUGGUCAAAGUUCUCAACAGUGUCAGCCAUGUGUCCGCACAGCUAUAUAUAGAGGUGGAGGAGCCCCAGUGUUCCAACCCUCAAGCUUCUCUUGUCCAGGGCAAGUCUACUAUCUUCAGGUCUAGACCAAGUUAUUUUGAAGCAAGCAUCAACAUCAAUUGCUCUGCUUACAAAGCCAUGUACCUAUGGGAGAUAUUCAAAGAGUCUGACUGCACCGAGGACAGCUCGAAAUUCUCUGGGAAUAAAGUCAUUCUUAGAGGUCAGGUAGAUGCAACUUCAUCUGUUCUCGUACUCCCAAAGUACGCUCUUGAUAUGGGACAGUAUUGCCUGUUAUUCACGGUUUCACUCCAAGGAACUCCACUACUUGCCCAACAGAAAACAACCAUUACAGUGGUCCACUCCCCACUAAUAGCUGUUAUCAAGGGAGGCUCCCACAGACUGUGGCCCAGCCUCAGUGACCUAAUCUUGGAUGGAUCGGAGUCCCAAGACCCUGAUAUAGAGCCAGGAGUGGAAGAUACUCUGCAAUAUCACUGGACCUUUAUGAAACAGGUUACUGUGUGUGAAGCUCCUGUACUUCCUGUGGCUGUGGAAUGUGUGUCCUGCUCAAUCCUGUCCUCUCCUCACCACAUUAGUUACACCAACCGCAUCGUCCUCUCAGGACAAUGUGAACAGUGUGACGACCAGACUCAGUACAAAUGGAGUGCUGAGGAUCAGGCUGGCAUGGACCUUGACCUAAGCAAGGUCACCACCUCUACAGCCAGACAUUCUCCUAACUUGGAGGUGCGUUCAGGUGUCCUACAGCCAGGGCAGAGUUAUACCUUCACUCUCAAUGUAUCCCAGCCUGACAGAGGGCGGUGGGGCAGUGCCAGCUUGAUGUUACUACCUAGCAAUCCACCACAUGGAGGCCGCUGUGAUCUCAGUCCAGAGUCAGAUAUAAAACUGCUUGAGACAGUGGUUACCUACAACUGCUUAGGUUGGCAAGAUGAUGAAAGCAGUGUUUCUCAGUUGAUUUAUACCUUACAGGUAGCACCAUGCCAGCCUGUUGGCACGGUGUGCCCACUACUCACUCUGUAUAGGGGUACUCGUUCAUCAUUUGGGAGCCUAGUUCCAAUGGGAAGUCCUGGGAACAAGAGAAGCGUAUCUGUUAUCACAGUUACAUUGCUGGUAGAAGAUCAUCUGGGGUCAAAGGUCAUCGCUUUGAACAGAAUGCUGACAGUAGAAAAUCCUGUGAGGGGUGAAGCUGCUGGUCAGUGGCUCAGAAACAAGAGCCAGACAGAGCUGUGGGCUUUAGUCCAACAUGGCAACCCUCAAGAGAUCAUCCCUUAUUCGAUCGCCCUCAUCAGCCAGCUCAAUCAGAUGGAAUCUGGCCAGUCUGCCUGGGAGCUCAUGGACAGAAGGGAGAUUCGGGAAAAUGUGACCCAAGCCUUGGCCUCUCUCCCUGUGUCCUCCUUGCUGGAUGUUGAUCAGAUCAGCUCAGCAUUGUCACAGUCUACUGCUGUUCCGAGUGAAUUAGUAAGUGAAAACUGCCAGGAGAAGGUUCUGGAGGCUGUGGGGAAGAUGAUCCACGUAAUGGAGGAACAGAUGAGUCCUGGUGUUCAGGCAGCUGUUGAAACAGGAAGGAACAUCCUCAACAUCAUAGGCAGCACCCUGGCUGCUGUGUCUGAGUCUGUCAGUGCUUCUGGUUCUCAUCCAGACUACUCAAGCACUCUGGAAUCGGCUUCCAUAAUCGCCCUGUCAGUGAUUGGUCAUGCAGGGGCCCUAAUGCGCUCUCUGAUGUACUCACAUCUUCAUGGGGAGUCAACCCUUACGCUCUCCACCCCAUAUAUCAACACAGUGGGCUUCCAUGGAGACCCCUCUCACCUCCUCUGUACUCCCCAGUCUAACCAAACCCAGAUCAACCCUUCUCGGUCCUCAUUAGCUGAUGAAUUGAAGAGUUCUCACCCGUGUCAGUUUCAUAUUCCCACCUCCCUUACUGCUCACCUGAAGAGUCAGGAGUCUGAGGUGGUGCAGGUACUGUUUGGUAUGGAUGCAGAAUUGGGAUCCAUCCCUUUGCUGACUGCAGCUGACCCCCCAAUUUCGACUAAUCUGGUUGCAAUGGAGCUCACCACACCUCAAGGCCAACCCAUACCAAUCCAGGAUCUGCACCCUGAACAGGCCAUACGGGUCACCCUGCCAAACAAGUACCCUAUGAGAGGCAUGGAGGAUGGAGAUGGGGGGAUGGGUGAAGCUGGAAAUGGGACAUGUCUUACUGUAACUCUUCCCGCUGAAGGAAGGUUGAACUUCACAGUCAAAGCUGUGGAUGGACUUGAUGAAAAUGCAGGUUUAUAUAUCUCCUUCAACUUCAGCCUGCACCCAGGAGAUACUCCAGUGAGUCUGGGACAUGUCAAGAUAGAAGUGAGCUCUGCAGGAUCAGGGACUAAUGCAUCCCAGGAUUCCCUCGUGAGAGAGUGGGCUCUUGCUCUCUCUGCUUCGACAACCUCCACAGAGGAAUCCAUCUUUCUGUCUCCACUUUCCCUGUGCCAGUACUACAGUGUGAAGGAGAGGCGUUGGAGCAGUGAGGGUCUACAGCCCCUGGAGGGCAGCACGCUCCACGCAGCACACUGUCUGACCCAGCAUCUCACCAUGUUUGGGGCCAGUUUGUUUGUUCAUCCAGGGGCCGUUGUUCUGCUCCCACCAUCAGAUGGGCCCAUCCGUAACACAGUGGCAGCUAUUGUGUGUGCCAUCCUGGUUCUGAUUCACCUGCUGUUGGGACUCAUCGCCCAUAAACUGGACCACCUGGAUGGCUUGAGAAUGAGCCAGGUCCCUCUGUGUGGCCGACCGGGUCUGUACCAAUACAGAGUGCUGGUCAAGACUGGCUGGAGGCGAGGAGCAGGCACCACAGCACAUGUUGGCAUCAGUCUGUAUGGUGUGAACAAGAGCGGCUCUCGCCAUCUGCAGAGGGAUGGAGCUUUUCAGCGUGGCAGCCUGGACCAGUUUCACCUAGAGACAGAUGACAACCUGGGAGAAGUUUGGAAAAUUCGCAUCUGGCACGACAACACAGGUCUGGACCCGUCCUGGUACGUGCAGCAUGUGGUGGUUUGGGACCCUCAGACAGAUCACAUGUUCUUCUUCCUGCUGGAGGACUGGCUCUCUGUGGAGAAUCAGAAGAACGGCACUGUGGAGAAGGAAGUUCUGGCCUCAUGUCCUGAGGAACUCUCUCAGUUUCGACGGGUCUUUGCCUCCCAGCUGAUUUUUGGGAUGGUUGAGCACCACCUAUGGUUGUCACUUUGGGAACGCCCUGCCCACAGCCAUUUCACUCGGAGUCAGAGGAUCACAUGCAGUGCCCUCGUGCUGCACCUCUACCUGGCACUGGGGGCUCUGUGGUACGGGGCUAUUGGCACAGAGGGGCACAGUGGACCGGUGUCAGCCCAGCUGCUGCUCAACAUGGAGACAGUUGCCGUGGGGAUGACUGUUGCGUUACUGGUGUUUCCCAUCCAGUGUCUCCUCUGCUUCCUGUUUAGAAAGGCUCACAGUCAGGUAACCAUGGACGUGUCAGUUCCUCCUUCUCCUGUUUGUCACUCUGUGGAGAUGGACGUCCACCUCGGCCAAUCGGAGCUCUCUGGCCCUUCCUUCCUCUCUCUGCCAGACUCCUCCGGUCCAGUCAGGGAAAGUCCUUCAUCUUUACUGGAGAGCAAGGCGUUUGACUCCAGUAUUCUAGAUUUUUGGGCUGCUUCUGGCUUGGCUCCCCAGAUAGAUGGAGCAUAUCAAGAGGGAGGUGUAAGGACAUGGCCGUCCUGCGACAGCCUCCUCAAUCUCUCUGCAGGCCCAUACCUGACUAAGACAACCCUAGUCCCCACCGUCUGCAAGGCUUCACCUGCUCUUGGCCCAAUACGGCAGCUGAAGAGAAAAAAGGCCCUGAUGCAGCUCCGCCUGGCCUCACCCUCCUCUACCGACUCAUCUAGUGCUCUUCAUUCUCCCCUCUCAAAAGACAUUACAAGUUCUCAACAAUCCCUUCCUGUACUAGACCAAAAUGUCUCCACCAUGAACGCUAAGUUUGUGCAAGCUCACAACCACAAUUUGACAACACUCCUGACUCUGUCUGAGGAGGAUCUGCUCAUGUCUAUAGCAGCAGCAGCAGAGGACACAGCAGAUCUAACUAAAAGCAACUCGGACAGCGGCCGGGAUUCCCCAAGAACCACCUCCUCUCUCUCAAACACCAGGAGCACUUCCUGCAGCAGCUGGUUGGAGGAGAGUGAAGAUAAGUCCCUCUAUGGUGCAGAGAUCCACAAGCAAGACCCACAGUCCUGUCCCACCCUGUACGGAGCAGGACUCUACAAGUGUCCCUCUGUGCUAUCUGUAGACUCGGUGGCCAGCACCUUCCUGCCAAGCCCUUCUCCUGACUCCACACGCUCCCCCUCCACCACACGCAUAGGUGUUGCUCGAGGUCAGCCCUGCUGGUCGCUUCCUCCCUGGGCACUGUGUGUGAUUUACCCCCUGGUGGCCGUCCUGCUGGGAGCCUGCCUGGCUGUGGUCGGACUAUACGGCAGCUUCCUGUCCAGAACAGUAGUCCUCAUGUGGCUGGUGUCGGCUCUAUCUGCCUUUCUCACCUCUGCUCUGCUGCUGGAACCUCUCAAGGUGUGUGUGCAGACCUUGAUCUACGCAGCACUGUGGAGGCCUGUGGAUCCAGAGGUGGAGGACCAGCUGGCGCAGGAGACCACUGUGGUGAGGUCAUUUGGAGAGCAUGGCGGGAAGGUUCGCCCACCAUGUGGCUACGGGCUGCUACAGGCUAAAGAGGAGGCCCGCAAAGUCCGAGCUCUGCGAUCACUUAUGAGGCACUGUGUGUGCCAGUUGUUAUUUCUGUUGCUGGUGCUGAUGGUGAACUACCAGGACAGCGUAGAGCAGAGGCAGGGCAGGCUGCUGCACUCUUCAGUCAGACGCCAUCUUCACACAGCACCCUCAGGGGUCCCUAACCUCACUUCACUCAGAGACUGGUCAGAUGCAGAUCAGUGGAUCAUCCACACGUUAGUGCCACACCUGCACCAAAACCCUACACUGCGCCUUGUUGGAUUGCUACGACUGCAGUACACACAUGCUCUCAGUCCUCUGGGAAGUGUCUUCCUGGGAAACAGCAGUGUAACAACACACCAGCUUCUAACUGACCUGCACAUGGCAGACUGGAGCAAGAAACAGUUUAAAACCCUUUCUAUCGACUUCACACACUACCACAGAGAGUCUGGCUUAUUUGUGUGUGUGUCCAUGCAACUAGAGUGGGCUCAGACACAUAGAGUCUCCCCCGUUCUCUCCAUCCAUCCACUCCUCAUCCCCUCAUCCUCCUCUGGGCUGCACCUGCAGGUGGCCCUGACGGCUCUUCUUCUCAUCUCUGCUCUCCUCAUCUUGUUCGGAGAGCUGUGGUCCAUGGCUACUGAGCGUGCUCAGUAUUUGCAUCAAUGCAGACACUGGUUCCAGCUUCUCCUGGCCUCGUUGUCCCUGGCAACGGCUAUCCUGCAGCUCUGCUUCCUGUCCCAGGCCACUUCCUGUGUUUCCAAGCUUCAGUCCCACCCAGAUAUCUUCAUCAGCUUCCAUGGUGCUGCCCUUUUGGCACAGAGAUGUUCUCAGUGUGCAGCUAUCCUGCUAACUCUACUUGUUCUAAAGUUGCUCGGAACCUUGAGGUUUGUGCGGAGGUGGGUGGUAUUAGGCAGAGUUCUGCAGAGAGCCUGGAGGGAGCUGUGGGCUCUGACUGUCCUACUGCUGUUGCUGCUGCUAUUCUGCAUUCACCUCGGACACACGCUCUUUUCUCAUUCGGUGGAAGGUUUCCUGUCUGUACGUCAGACCGGUUUCUCGGUCCUGUCCAUUCUUCGUAGCCGAAUGGCUCUUAAAAGACUAUGCAGAGUCCACCCUGUUCUGGGUCCUCUCUAUGGGCUACUGCUCAUGGGGGGUUGUGUUUGGCUUCUGGCCAAACUCUGUGGAGCUGUUCUCAUCCGUGCGUACAGGGCAGAACAGGCUGAGCUGUACUGUCCCACCAUUGAACCUCAGGACUAUGAGAUGGUGGAGUUUUUCAUCAAGAGACUCAAGCUGUGGAUGGGACUCACCAAAGCUAAAGAGUUCAGACACAGGGUGAAGUUUGAAGGUAUGGACAUCCCUCCUUCCAGGUCCUCACAGGAAUCUCGUCUCUCCACCCUAUCUUCAACCCUCCCCUCAUCCCACUCUCCCUCCCUAUCCUCCUCAUUUUCAUCCCCACGCCUCCUGUCCUCUGCUCUCUCUAUGAGGUCUGAGGACUCGUCAGUGUCCGAGCCUGGGUUCGACGUCCAGCCCUACCUGGACCGCCUUCUGCCGUGUGUCACCACACUGCUUUCUCGUUUUGAUCAAGUCAAUCAUAUUACUGAGGAUGUUCACAACCUGGAAAUGAAACUAGAAGAGGCUCAGACAAGAAGAAGGAAGAGGUGGAUCAGCAAUGAGGAAAAAGGGGCAGAAAGAUUCAGUGAGUCAGCAAAGCCAAAGGAACUGGAAGGAGAGGGAAGACAAACAGGCGAGGUUAGACAAAGGAAAAUAGGUCUUUUUUACCCCAAGGCACAAGUCUCAAUUCCAUCAUCAUUUUCUUUCGCUCCUUCUACACUUCACUACCCUGCUGCAUGGAUGUGCAUCUAUCCCCGUAAACGUAGCACCUACUCUGAGUCUGAAUCAUUACCAUUCCAGGCCCUAGCAUCUAGCAACAACCAUACUUCUGAAACACCCAAGCUUGCAUCUGGAGUCUGUAGUUUGUAUCCUGCAGGUUCUCCUGGAUUUGACAGGUUCCCCAGGAGAAGAGCUUGGCAUUCUGGGAGCUCUCAUUCAGCUGAUGCAGCUCAGAGGAUCUUCAUGAACCAAGAUGGAGUUACUUCAUCUGACAAUGGAGGAGAGCAUUUAGAAUUCACCAACACCAGACCCAAGAGUGAAGAAGGGCUAAGAAGGCAUAUCAGUGAUGGAGUCCCUGUGAAGAGGAAGGCUUGGAUCUCAGAAGGAUCAGAGACUGAGCAAGACUAACCAUAUAAGGACUAUAAGUCAGGAUAUCUUGGACUCUGCUGUACUGAUUUAGAUCACUCUGGAAAGUCACACAACCUCACAGAGGUCCAUCAGACUUUUCGAGUGCCUUCUUUGCUUCCUUAGCAUAUGAGUUCUUGCAAAAUGAAUACCAUGUAUGCUCUUCAACAGAAAAAUAAAGCC